GGCCCUGGAUUUCUACACUGACCUCUUCAAGAGAUUCAGGCGCAACCCGACCUGCGUGGAGUGCUUCGACCUGGCCCUGCCCCAUUCCCAGCCCCCUGAGCCAGCCAGUCCCUGCCCCCCUGUGCCAGCCCAGCCCCCCAAGGGCUGCGACCGGAGCGUGCCCGGGACCCUGCAUGGCUCUGCCACAGCAGGUCUCUUGCAGAGCAAACAGACCAGCCAGUGCCUGGCUUUCCACGCUCCCUGGCACCCCACCCCAGGGUCACCUGGCUGCGGGGGGUCUGUUUGCUGACCUCCCCCCGCCGAUCAAUCUCCUCCUUUUAACUCUGUGGUUGGGAGACAGGGUCUUCCCUGGGUUACUCCCCCCCUCCACCUCCCCACCAGCCGUCCCCGCGGCGCUGCCUGCUGGGUUCCUGCUCUGGUCCUGGUCCCAGGGCGCUGCGGCUCGUCCAGUGCCCGGCUUAGCGCGGGUUCAGAACCCGUCCUUCCUGGCCAGCCCACCGCCACCUGAGCCGUCCGGCUGCCUUUUACACCCCUUAGGGUUGGGGCCCCCGGCAUCCAGGUUGGCACCCCCUGACCGUCUCUCCCUGCCCCCAGGCUACCCUCUGCCCUGGGAGGACCCGGCAUUGCCCUACCCCCAGAACUACGCCCACCCCCUGCAGGUGGCCGUCAGGGCCAGCGAUGGCGCCUCUGACUAUGGCAAUAAGUUUGGAGAACCUGUCCUGGCUGCCCAGCCAGGCCCGCGCGUGGCCAUCCUGCGCGAGGAGAGCAGCAACGGGGACCGCGAGAUGGUGGCAGCUUUCGUUAUGGCGGGGUUCCAAGCCUGGGACGUGACCAUGCAGGACCUGUUCACAGGAGAGGUGACUCUGAAGUCGUUCCGCGGCCUGGUCUUUGUGGGGGGCUUCAGCUACGCGGACGUCCUGGGGUCUGCAAAAGGCUGGGCAGCUUCAGUGACUUUCAACCCCCGGGCACGGGCCCAGUUCGAGGCGUUUCGCCGGCGCAGGAACACGUUCAGCCUGGGCGUCUGCAACGGCUGCCAGCUGAUGGCGCUGCUGGGCUGGGUGGGGGGCGAGAGCCCCCAGAGCGACCCCACGGGUGGGGCUGUCCGUCCCGGGGUGCUGCUGACCCCCAACGAUUCGGGCCGGUUCGAGUCGCGGUUCGUGGCGCUCACCAUCGAGGAGAGCCCGGCGGUGAUGCUGCGGGGCAUGGCUGGCUCCACCCUGGGAAUCUGGGUGGCGCAUGGAGAAGGUCGGAUGCGGUUCCGCUCCCCCGAGGUGCUGGCUGCAGUGACGUCAGGGGGCUUGGCCCCGCUGCGCUACGUGGAUGACCAGGGCCAGCCCACUCAGGAGUACCCCCUGAACCCCAACGGCUCCCCGCUGGGCAUCGCCGGACUCUGCUCGCCCGACGGGCGCCAUUUGGCCAUGAUGCCCCACCCCGAGCGCUGCGUCCUGCCCUGGCAGUGGGCCUGGAUGCCACCCGCCUGGCGCCACACCAUGGAGGUCUCACCCUGGCUGCGCAUGUUCCAGAACGCCUGCGAGUGGUGCCUACGCCACCCCGAGGGGGAGUCCUGACCGCGGAGCCCGGGCGCCAGCCGGAUCUCAGAUCCAAAGGGCUGGAAGUUCCCAUGGAAUUCAAUACCCGGCCCGGACAGAGACACAGAGAUGCUGCUGCUCGUCCAUUUGUGCAAAGGAAAAACUCGUUUUUAAACUGGACCUUGGUUCGUGGGAAGGGAGAGUGGAAAAUCCCGGAGCUGUGUUUGGGCUGAGGCUGGGUCUCCUAGGUGGUGGGACGGGACUGGCCAGCUGGAGACUGCCCCGGGCUGGGAUCACAGGCAUCACAAACUCCUCUGUCAGUGACAGCUGAUGCAUUGAGAUUGGCCCAAAGCCAGGCAGAGUUGGACCUUACAGAGGAAAUUCAAACCAAGGAAAAGGUUCUGUUGUCAUAUAAAUAAAAAGAAAACCAGGAAGGAAGAAGUGGGGCUGCUAAACACUCGCAAUGCUGCCAACAUAGCGAUUUUGUCACUAGAUUUUGGGACGUUUUGGUUUCCCUAGCAAAGAAAUGUGUCAAAGUGACCCGUGUAAAUGCUUCCCCUGUAAGUGGGGUCAGCUUCGGUUCCUUGGUGAUGGGGAGGGGGUGAAAAUCCAGCUCUCAAGGGCACCAGGGCCAAAUGUAGAGGCAAAGUCACCUCUCAAACAACUUACACAAGUCUGAGUCUAUUAUCCUAAUGCUAUUACCGUUAUCAACUACAUUUGUCAUCGCCUCAAAAAAGAUACCAAGUUAGAUUGAUGGCUCUAUUUCCCAUAAACCCAUGUUGAUUGGCAUUAAUUACAUUGACCUCCUUUAGUUCUUUAUUAAUCGAGUCCCGUAUCAGCCGCUCCAUUAUCUUGCCUGGGAUCAAUGUCCGGCUGAGAGGCCUAUAAU
This is a messenger RNA of Chrysemys picta bellii (western painted turtle), 2418 nucleotides long. RefSeq names its product phosphoribosylformylglycinamidine synthase-like. Lineage: Eukaryota; Metazoa; Chordata; Testudines; Emydidae. The record is from RefSeq and is a predicted model, not a curated record.